Molecule: messenger RNA, 447 nt
Organism: Zymoseptoria tritici IPO323
Lineage: Eukaryota; Fungi; Ascomycota; Dothideomycetes; Mycosphaerellales; Mycosphaerellaceae
Exons: 1
Molecular function (GO): cyanate hydratase activity; DNA binding
Source: RefSeq, a predicted model, not a curated record
CAGGCUGACCUCGCUCCCAAACUCCCCGCCCACAGCUCGAUCCUCUUCGCCCAAAAGAAAGCCAAGAACCUCUCCUUCGAGACGAUCGGAAAAGAGCUCGGACGUGAGGAAGUAGCAGUCGCAGCCCUCUUCUACGGUCAAUCCAACGCAACAGACGAGGAUGUUACGAAGCUCUGCCAGAUUCUCGAUAUCCCAGAAGAUGCACUACGGGCCACAGAGAUCACCUCUCUUCCCGACCGUGGUCGCUCGAUGGAGAUGCCUCCCAGGGAGCCGUUGAUGUAUCGGUUGUAUGAGAUUGUGCAGAACUACGGAUACGCGUACAAGGCUGUUUUGAACGAGAAGUUUGGCGACGGUAUCAUGAGUGCCAUCUCGUUCUCGACGAAGGUGGAGAAGGAGACGGACGAUAAGGGUGAUUGGGUCAAGAUCACUCUGCGUGGAAAGUGGUGA